GUUGCCCAAGUACAAGUUUAAACGGAGUCUCCUGUGUGAUGUCAUCAGUGGGGUUAGCGCCGGUACUAUUCAGGUCCCCCAAGGUCAGUCUCUACGCAUACUCCUUACGCUGGCUCCAUCAGGGGUUGAUCAUUUGCCCAAGGCCUGCACUCAUUCCGGCUGAUAUCGCUGAAGCAAAACAAACAUUCACACAGGCAGCUUCCAGUUCCUUCAGAUCACAAUAAACCUUAACUUUUCCUGUGCUUUCAUCCUUUGGGCUUUUCGUUUCGGUGAUACGCCUAGUUUGUUCAGCACCUGUUUGUUCUUCUGUUUUCAUCCAAGGCUUUGACACUUACCACUAUAUGCCUUACUGAAGUCACCGCAGGUUUCUGAGGAUUCUCAUUGCCCUGUUAUUUUACCGCUCAUGCCAUUCCAUUCUUAAGAUCGAAUGGCCUUCGCCCUACUGGCAAACCUGCCUCCCGUCAAUGGACUGUAUUCCUCCUUUUUCCCCCUCAUCCCUUACUUUUUCAUGGGCACUGCCCACCAGAUGGUACCUGGCACUUUUGCCGUGCUCAGCAUCAUGGUGGGCAUGGUGUGUCUUCAGCUGGCACCCUCGUCCGAUUUCAGCCACUUCAACACUACUCUCAAUGCCACCGUCGUGGAUGAGGGUCGGAUGAACGAAGUCCGUCUCGGCAUCUCGGGGACACUGGCCUGCCUCACUGCCAUAAUACAGAUCGGCCUGGGUUUGAUGCAGUUUGGGUUUGUGGCCAUCUACUUGUCUGAGUCCUUUGUACGUGGCUUCAUGACUGCUGCUGGGCUACAGAUCCUCAUCUCCGUGCUCAAAUAUAUCUUUGGCAUCCAAGUACCACCCUACAGCGGACCCCUGGCAGUCAUCUACACAUUAGUGGACAUUGUCCGAGGACUGCCCCACACCAACGUGGCCUCCCUGGUGUUUGCCCUGGUCAGCAGUGUGGUGCUCAUCACGGUGAAGGAACUAAGUGCGCGGUACCGCCACCGGCUGCCCUUCCCAAUCCCAAUGGAGAUCAUCAUUGUGGUGGUGGCCACAGCUAUAUCCGGACCUCUGAACAUGCCGGAGACCUACCACAUGGACAUUGUUGGAGAGAUUCCUCUGGGGUUCCCCAUGCCCAUCAUUCCCACGGUGAGUCAGUGGGAGGAUAUGCUGAGUACAGCCUUCUCACUGGCUAUUGUGGGCUAUGUCAUCAACCUAGCCAUGGGCAGGACGCUGGCGGCCAAGCACGGCUACGAUGUAGACCCCAACCAGGAGAUGCUGGCCCUGGGCUGCAGCAACUUUUUGGGCUCAUUUUUCAAAAUCCACGUCAUCUGCUGCGCUCUUUCUGUCACCCUUGCUGUGGACAGCGCUGGGGGCACCUCGCAGUUUGCUAGCCUGUGUGUGAUGCUUGUGGUCAUGGUCACCAUGCUAGCCUUAGGAACCUACCUCAAACCACUGCCGAAGUCUGUGCUUGGAGCUCUGAUAGCAGUCAACCUGAAGAAUACGCUGCUCCAGAUGGCUGACCCCUAUUACCUGUGGAAGAAGAACAAACUGGACUGUUGUGUGUGGGUCGUCUCCUUUCUGGCUACGUUUUUCCUCAGCCUGCCUUACGGCGUGGCCAUUGGAGUGGGGUUCUCCGUCCUCGUGGUCAUUUUCCAGACACAGUUCCGCAAUGGCUCAGAAGUGGGACAAAUCAUUGACACAGACCUGUACAGGAACCCAAAAGUCUACAACAAGGUUAAAUUCGUCCAAGGAGUGAAGAUUGUGAACUACUGUUCCCCACUAUACUUUGCCAAUGCUGAGAUAUUCCGUCGAAAAGUUAUUAAAAAAACUGGGCUGGACCCAGGCAAAUUGCUCUUGGCAAGGAAGAAGUUCCUGAAGAAGCAGCUGAAGGAGAAUGAGAGGAAGGAUAAGGACGACAAAGGUGCUAAAAAGAGGAAGGUGAGCUCCUUGGUCACCAUGAAGACCCAGACUAUAUCUCAACUGGUGCUGCAGAAUGACUUUGACACCAACGACAGUGGAACCCUGGACAAAUCUGAGGUGCCUCCAGCGUACAUCAACUUCCACAGCUACAUUGAGGACGAGGGUGACCCAGAGACCUCUCAAAACCCUCCAGGCCCUCCAACUGUUGCCAUUGAGCCCCGCCCCCCACCCUUCCAUACUCUCAUUCUGGAUCUGGCUGGAGUGUGCUUCGUGGACCUCAUGGGCAUCAAAGUGCUCACCAAGAUGAGCUCCAGUUAUGAAAUGCUGGGCAUCAGUCUGUACCUGGCCAACGUUCAAGCCCAGGUGUAUGAGGAACUGGAGACUGGGGGGGUGUUUGAAGAAGGAAGCAUCGCCCGCGGCCACCUCUUUCCAUCUGUUCACGAUGCCAUCCUCUUUGCCCAAGAGAGGUCAAGGGUCACCGGGAACCUGGAUAAGGCUGAGAGAGAGAAGCGGGAGCUGGCCUUUGACAUCCAGGAGGAGGACUGCGACCUGGAGCAGGAGAUGUUUUGAACGGUGUCUUGCCGACGUCAGCGUAGUAUCGCGAAGCACAGACCCAACAUAUCCACACUGCCUGCGGAACAUUGAAGGGUGGAGAAGAAGAAGAGGUGUUUGGGAAGGACCCGUGCUACAGUUGAAAAAAAUAAUCAGACAGGACGGUAUUGACUGUGAUAUUCAAGGAAGUGAACAAAACCUGUACCUUUUCCUGAUUGACAAAAUCGAAUUCCCACCGAUGGAUUGCUGUGUGCUUCUUGCAAUAGAAUUAUAAAAAAAAAAAUGCACAUCAGGGUCCUUUCGGAUGCGUUUCAAACUCUCUUUAAACUCUUGUUCUUCCAUAAAAACGUAACUUUUCAGGCGAAGCUCUCAGCCGGUUACUGAUAUUUGUAAGCAUGAGAAGAUGAGCAACUUGGGAGAAGUUUAACGUUUCUAAAUGAGAGUAAGGGACGCGGUUUAAAACGAAGCGUUCCUUCCGAGCCGACGUUGCUCAGCGCACAACUUCGCAAUCGCUGUGUGUUCACGGGCAAUAAAGUAAAUUAAAUGACCA
Messenger RNA from Scleropages formosus (Asian bonytongue), 3014 nucleotides. Its product is annotated as solute carrier family 26 member 9-like. The record is from RefSeq and is a predicted model, not a curated record. Gene Ontology annotation, biological process: transmembrane transport. The coding region runs from base 428 to 2482 and encodes 684 amino acids. Gene Ontology annotation, cellular component: membrane. The transcript has 19 exons. NCBI's taxonomy places the organism in Eukaryota, Metazoa, Chordata, Actinopteri, Osteoglossiformes, Osteoglossidae.